AUGGCCGUCAAGACCUCCAAUGCACUGAGCGAUUCUCUUCAACACUUCGCAUCCAUACCUGAAUGUGCCGCCAUGCUGCAGAUGCCUGGCAUCGCUCUAGGCCGAUCCAACCGAGAUCCACGCCAGCUUCCUGAGGGUUGCCCGCCAUCGCGUGAUCAGUUCUUCAAGCACCUGAUGGACAACGACCAAGCAGUGCCGCAUCUCCUCGUGCUCUACCAAGACCCCUUUUUUUUCGAUGGUGCCGGUGCAGCGUCUGAUCCCCCUGAUCUACCGUUUCUGGUACGAUCUGUGUCUGUUCUUUUCGAUCUCCGCGCCGGGCUGAAUGGCUGGAACGGCACUGUGCACGGAGGGUUCAUCGCUGCGAUGAUGGACGAAGCGAUGGGUACUCUGAUCUUCCAAAACAACGUCUGUAACUUGGAAGCCAAGUCCGAGAGCUUGAUCCCGUCAUCUGCGAAAGACUUCGCGAACGUCGCACACGUUACAGGGCGUAUGGAGGUCAGUUAUCGACAGCCAUUGCCCAGUCCACGGGUGGUGGUGGUAACGGCAGCAUUGGACAGGAUAGAAGGGCGGAAAGUGAAGAUCAAAGUCGUUGUAAAAGACCUAAAGGGUUUGCAAUAUGCCACGGGAGACGGCACAUGGAUAUCAGUUCCAAAGGGAAAGCUAUAG
Anthostomella pinea is the source of this 666-nucleotide messenger RNA. The record is from the annotation of a GenBank genome assembly. Lineage: Eukaryota; Fungi; Ascomycota; Sordariomycetes; Xylariales; Xylariaceae.